Molecule: messenger RNA, 414 nt
Organism: Rotaria sordida
Lineage: Eukaryota; Metazoa; Rotifera; Eurotatoria; Philodinida; Philodinidae
Source: the annotation of a GenBank genome assembly
AUGAAUCCCACCUGGAUGGUAGCCAACAUCGCCGAUGAAUUACAAUCUUUUGAAAAUCCUCUUCCAUUACGUCGUGACACAUUAAGAAGAAAAAUAAAUCGAAUAUUAGAAAAUGAAACUCGUAAAAACAUUGACAGUAAAAGAACAUCAGUUCGAAGAAUAAUUGAAGAACUAAAAUUGAAACCAUUUAAACUCAGAAAGGUUGAAAAAUUAACAGUAUUAAACGAACAACAACGUGUUACUUGUGCAAAAAGAUUAAUACGAAAAUUUGGUGCAAGAAAAACUGGUCCGAAAUGGCAAUGGACUAAAAUUAUUGAUAUUGAUUUUUCGGGAAUAUUUAUAAUGGAAAGUUUUCAAAAUAUAAAAAAUAAUGUAGUUUAUGCUGAAGAUCCAUCUGAAAUUCCUGCUGAUUAA